Molecule: messenger RNA, 4620 nt
Organism: Eimeria maxima
Lineage: Eukaryota; Apicomplexa; Conoidasida; Eucoccidiorida; Eimeriidae
Exons: 13
Coding region: 1-4620 (1539 amino acids)
Biological process (GO): tRNA re-export from nucleus
Cellular component (GO): cytoplasm; nuclear pore; nuclear matrix
Molecular function (GO): tRNA binding; small GTPase binding
Source: RefSeq, a predicted model, not a curated record
AUGCAGGUGGAAGACUUUGACAGGGCCGUGAGUGCCCUCUUCUCUCAGGGCAACACAGCUGUCAGCCCCGCCACAAGUGGUUCUGCUGUGAUUGGGACUGCGGUAGUUUGCACGAUGUGCGUUACUGUUGGGGGUUCAUACGCUGCAGCGGUCUGCGAUAGUAGCAGCGGAGCCCUUAUGCUGCUAUCGGCGCUUCAGUCACGCUGUUCUUUUGAGGCCAAAUUUUUCGCUCUGCAACAGCUGUUGCAGCUGUUGCCUCAGCAGCAGCAGGAGCAAAGGCAGCAGGUCAAGGAUAUUCUCUUCAGUGUAAUGCGGCUGCGAGUGUGUAGCGUGUGGGCUUGCAGCAGCAGUAACAGUAGCAGCAACAGCAGUGGGGGGGCGGAUAACCCUGCAGCGCAGCUUGCGGCCGCGGCUUCCGACCCAGGCUCAAGCCCUGAUGCUGCUGGCGUGCACAACAAACUCGCCCUGUUGGUGGCACGGCUGCUGGCAGCAGAGAUUGCCAGCGAAGGCGGAGCCUCAUCAACUGCAGCAUCGGAAGGGAAAGUGGCAUUCUUGGCUUUGCGGCUAUUGCUGCACCAAGAACUGAAUGCAAUUUGCUUGCAGCUGCAGGAGACGGAGAAUGGUGUGGCGGCAGCGGCAGCAGACAUUGCUGACCGUUGCAUUGCCUGCAGAAACCCUGCCUGCGCUGUAGCAGCAGGCCGAAACCUUGCAGCAAGUCUUGAGUCUGUUCGUGUUGCUUUGCGAGUACUGCUGGUCUUACACCAGGAAUACCUAGAGGAUCUGCCGGCAUCAGCUCUCUCUGCAGCUCUCAAGAGCUCGUUCCCGUUCGAUGAGGAAGUUGCAGCAGGCGUGGCUGUCAGCUGCCCGCCGCCGUUUUCUCCUCUGCUACUGCAGUUGCUACGGCUGCUGCAGCUGGCGCACAAACAUAGCCCCGCUUUAGGCAGUGUGCUGCAGCUGUGCUGCUCAGUGGCAGAGAAGUAUGUGGGAUGGAUGGACUUGCUGCUGCCGCCGGCGCCACCGACAGGUGGACAGGCGGAGGCUCGCAGCAGCAGCAGCAACGGCAGCCCCAAUUUGCUGCAGCUCUUGGGUUCAACAUGGUUGGCAACAGGCUUCUCGGACGCGGCUUCUGCAAUUGUAGUGUUUAUACAUCGCAAGAUGGAACCUGCUGCGCGGAUCGAUCUCCUGUGCCGCAUGGAGCUAAUCGAGUGGCUCUUGCACGAAAUUCCGCUUACGGAGGUUGCCGCCUCCCCCGCAAUGAUAGUGCCUUUUGCCACAAUGGUCAACGCAGCAACGGCAGCCUUGACAGAUGCCACAGCAACGCUAGCGGAGAAGCUGGAGGCAGUUGGGGCAAGCGACGUCUUGGGUCCUGUGGCAGCGGGCAGCAAUAACACUCUAGUGGCAGAUAGGAACCCCAGGGAGGUGCUGCAGCAGGGGUUGACGGCUUUGUGGGCAGUGCUGCCACUGUCAGUUCAGCUGCUUGGCUCUGGUGGUCUAGAGGUCUCCAGCGCAGUGGUACCGGCUCUGUCGGUACUGCUGACAAGAGCAGCAAUGCUACAGAGACAGGAUAGCAUUCUUGUGCAGCCGCUUACUACUGCACGCCUGCAGGGCUUUCUUCUGGAGCUGCUGCAAGUGCUCAUCAAAAGACUGGCAGAGGUCGAUAUGCUCAAGGAAGCUGCGGAGCAGCAGUAUCAGCAACAACAACAGCAGCAGGUCGUUUACAGCAGCUUAGACGAUGAAGAGCUCGAACAACUGUGUGCUUACAAGGAGGUAAUUGAACUUCCGGGCAAGCGACGCCGAGGGUCUCUUGCUGCGGCUACCUUUAUUCCACACAGCUGCACAGCGGCGUAUAGGGGAGGCCGCACUGCUGUAGCCUUGGACAAAUCUCUUGAGUUCGUUAGUGGGAUUGAGUCUGGGGAGGCUGGAAGUGAGUUUUCUGUUCCGCAGGCGCUCACUGGGCUGUUCAGAAAGGCCUGUGCUGCCGACCAGACGCGCGUACUGCAGUGGAUUCAGGAGGGGAUUCUGCAGCACAUGCAACACUUGCAACACUUACAACAACAACAACAAGGGCUUCAACAGCGCCGGGAGCAGCAGCAGCUGGCAGCGCUGCUGCAUAUGCUCCUCAUCAUGACUGACGACAUCAGUGACCUUCCUGAGAAGCUCAAGGACACAUCCAGCCAGCUACACGCGUGCUUGGUGCAGUUGUUACAGCUGCUGCACUGCAUGCACUCAUGUGAGGCAUUUUCUUGCGGGACGGCAGCGGAGAACUUCAUGAGGGUUCUUGUGCGCAUUGCACCGCUUCUCAGCAAGCAAGACCAGCAGCAACACAUCCCAGAGGCGCUGUCGCUGCUGGCAGGACCUCAUGGAGUGUGCAGCAGCAGCACCACCGUCGCCCCCAGGGCGUGCCUAGCGUUGUUGCGGUUCGUCAAAAACUGUUUGCCGUCAUCCGCUGCCUACACUGGCCUGUUGCUGCGGCAUUUGCUGCAGCAGCAGUGCCUUGAUAUCCCUCGAAACAGCAACAACAACGACGACCUUCGGCAGCAACGCAUACGGUCUGCAGUGUCGCCCAGUUGCGGCAACAGCAGCAGACAGGAGCCCAGGGUGCUGGCAGCAGCAGCCGAUGUUUAUGUCCUCCCAAGGGCGUUCCAGGUGGAACAGCAACUUUUGCUGUUCGAGGCGGCGGGUGUCCUUCUGGGCUGCAAGCAACACCUGUAUGGUCGGUCCGCGAGCUCCUCGGAAGAACACGUCAUGCUGCUACAUGCAUUGUUGGCGAAAGCCACGGCGGCCUUCACUUCCGAGACUCCUUCAGCGGGGGACACAGCUUCGUCUGUGGCAGUGUACUGUUCGCGCUGCGCUAACGCGCUGGCUUCUCUUUCAAAGGGCUUUCAGCCCUUCAAACCACAUGGGAGCCCUCGAGUGGGUGUGGGGGCCGUGUGCAGUUCAGAGACCGAAGCAGAUGCCUUCGUGCUUGGGGAGCUCAAGAAGUCAUGGCUCCACGCGCUACAGCUCUUCACUGACGCCGUGCGCGUGGCGUGCGCAGAGCGGAGCCCUUUAGAGGUUGGAGGCACUAGCCUGGUGCUGCUCCCUCCCUUCCUACAUGCAUGCGUUUUCCUGUUGCGGAGGCUUCUGUCCUUGUUGGGGCCCCUCGCGGCCUCUUCCAUUGGAGUUCUGGUCCCACUGCUGUUUGAUGCUGUACUUGUGGAAGCCAACAGUACAGCAGCAGGCACCCUGGAGCAGCAGCAGCACUCCCCAGAACUCGCCGCCGAACUGCUCAGCGGCUUCUUCAUGCAACUAUUUGUGUCGUUAAAAGGGCCUCCUCUGCUCUUUUUGCUAUUGCAGCAUUUCCCUUUGGUGCUGGAGAGACACCUGAGCCUUUACAUGAAGGCCGUUGCUGCAGCGUCUCAAGAACCCAAUUCUGCUGAGUUGCAACGAGAGUGCCGGGGGGUGCAGGAGCAGUUGGCCUUUGUGCUUGCGACGGCGGCCAGGGAAACCCCGGAAUCUCUUCUGCGCUUUGCGGCUGCUUCGCUGCUUGACGCUGAAAGCAGUAGCAACAACAGCGGCGACGGAAGCAGCAGCAGCAAUGGCGCCUCCUGUUUCGUCAGUGCGGUUGCGCAGUGCCUCGAAGGGGACAACACUGCAAUCCCAGAUGGAAAUUGGGUGGGUAGACAGCAGCAUGCAUUGCUGCAGCUGCUACACCAACAGCAGCAGCUGCUGCAUGUGAGGCUUUUCGGCUCAUCACAUGCCGCCCGUGGGGCAGCAGCGGUGACAUCGAGGGUUCCUGAGGGAACCCCUGCCCCUCUGGAAAUUGCCAGCGUUACAUGGAGGUGCAUACUGCUGUUGCUACUACUCUGCUGCUACCCUGGAGGCUCCCCGACAGCAGCAGCAGCAGCGGCGCAGGCGUGGGCGCACCUUGUGGCCGCCCUUGUAUGCAAAUCUGAUAGCUGCGUGGAAACAGAGCAGCACCUGGAACAGCAACAGCAGCAGCAGUUGCAGCAAGUCGCACGGCUUCCUUUCGAGCUGCAGCAGCUUCAGGAGGCAAUGAGGGACUUCAACAGGCAAAAUGCAGCCCUUGAGGUGCAGUUGCGACAGCGGCGUUCCCAAGGUGGCCCUGUGCAGACGCAGCAACAACCACUACAAAUACAACAAAGUGAAGAAAUGCAGCUGCUACGGCAGCAGCAGCAGCAGCGUGUACAGGGGAUUCACUUGCCGCAGGCGGGGCAGCAACUGUCGCUGGUUCUCCCGCUACCUCCUCUCUUUUCCGUAACUGCCCGUCUUUUGGCGUCGCUAAAAAACGACGAUCCCCAGCACGUCAAGCUCGCGACCGACAUCGGGAGCCUAUGGCGAGUCUGUGGAUACGGAAUUCCUCCGGGGAGUCCUCAGCGCACAGCAAGCGCAGCAGCCGCAGCAGCAGCCACAGCCGCAGCAGCCCAGUUUGUUUCCUUUUUCACCCCGCUACGCAGCGGCCUGCAGGAAGCGCUGAAGGACGGGCUUGCUGAGCGCAUUGGCGAUUCUGAUGCGGCUGCUACUGCUGCCGCUGCUCUUAUAGAGGCUCUGGGGCAGACAGAUGGACAGCAACUUCGAGAAGUGAUGAGGACGUGGGCGUGGCAGUUUUUGCCAAAGUAG